AUGAUAAGGACCGAGACAAAUUUCCAAGGCCAUUAUUUUGAUCAAAAAUACCUUACCAUUCAAAGGCAGGCUUUGAUAAAGCUUAGAAUAGCUCUUAAUGAAACAUUGGAUAAUGACAAGCUACAAGAUCAUUUCACUGAUUACGAAAGUUCAGUUGAAGCAUUUAAAAAAGAUGCUUUGGAAGAAGUUAAAAACAAAAAAAGAAAAGGCCGAUCAAAUCAAGAAUCCCAAACAAAAAAAAGAAAAACUACAAGUACAAAGGCCACCAGCUCUUCAAAUCAGGCAAAUAAAAAUAAAAAACUCCUCGUAAAUGGAUACUGCUCAAAUAAUGAGUCAUGGGAAGCUUUAGAAUAUCUAGGGGAUAGGGUGCUCACUUCUUGUCUCCUAAAAAUCGCUGGGCCACGAUACAUUAAAAUAUAUAAAGCACAAGAGAUUAAGAAAGGCGUACAUGGUAAAGAAGCAUCAUGCUGA
Messenger RNA from Dentiscutata erythropus, 471 nucleotides. NCBI's taxonomy places the organism in Eukaryota, Fungi, Glomeromycota, Glomeromycetes, Diversisporales, Gigasporaceae. The record is from the annotation of a GenBank genome assembly.